AUUUGUACUCAACUUUGAUGCGAGUUACUUUACACAGCAAAAAUAUCAAACUUGACAGAUCUUUUACACUCAGUGUCUAUGUCUCGCUGUUGUUUAUAUGUUCUGUUUAAAUGCAAGAAAUAGAAAUUAUGUGAGACUUCAUUAAUGACAAAAACUUAUUAAGGCUCAAAGAAUGCGAAAUGAAAUGCAAAAGUGAAGACAAGACAACAGUUGGAGUUUUACUGGAUCUAUUUUAUUUAAAAUAGAUCCGUUUUACUUUGUAUUUUGAUAUUUUGGUGUUAGGAUCCCUUUAUCAGGACGCGUAGAGAAAUCGGAGAUGAAAUAAAGCUAUCACUGUCGUUCAGAUAUGUGGGAGAGGACACCAUGUAAAAAUCCAAAUACAAUUGCGUACGAUUUCAAUGAAACUUCAACACUUAUGAGCAUCAGUCCAAAACAUAUAGAAAUUAUUUUAAAAGAGAAUAGUGAAAAUUCUGAAAUCACACCCUUAAAAGAAGCUUUACAUAACCAGAGUGAUCUGAUUCCAAAUAAAUAUGAAGGUGGACUUCAGAUUUGGGAAUGCAGCAUAGAUCUUACAAAAUAUAUAAGUAAUGAAACGCUUUCUGGAUCAUCAGUAGCUGAGAUUGGUUGUGGUGCAGGAUUACCAGGACUGUGUGCACUGAAAAAAGGUGCUAGCACUGUACUCUUCCAAGAUUUUAACAGUGAAGUGCUCACCAAAUUAACGCUUCCAAACAUUUUGCUCAAUUGCUAUGAAGAAAGAGAAAGAUGUUAUCUUUUUAGUGGAGGCUGGGGUAGCCUUCCACAAGCUGUUACUCAUUCUACCAUUUCUCUGCAGAAGUUUGACAUAAUAUUGACUGCAGAAACAAUUUACAACACCAAAAAUUACCAGAAACUGAUCAACAUAUUUGAUUUCUUACUAAAAGAAAAUGGUUACAUUCUAAUCGCUGCCAAAAACUACUAUUUUGGUGUUGGAGGUGGAACUAGACAGUUUGAAGAAUCACUGAAAGAGGAUGGCCGUUUUACAUCCUCUGUUUGCUGGACAAAAGCUGAUGGGCUCUCCCGUGAAAUCAUCUGUGCUCAGCGAAAGAAAACUUAAUUGUAUUAAAGCUAUAAUUCUAAAAAGUUGUUUGUUAUGUUUUAAAAGAAGGAAUGAUGAGUAAUUGAAAUCUUUUACUCUUCAUCAGUCAUAAGACUGUGGUCAUGCUGGGACACUGCCUUGAAGAAUUUUCUUAGUUGAAUGAAUUUCGACCCCAGUACUUACAUUUUUUUAAAGCCUGGUAUUUAUUCUAUCAAUCUAUUUUGCUGAACCACUAAGUUACUGGUUGUCAAGCAGUGGUAGGGGACAAACACAGACACAAAGACACACACACAUACAAUGGACUUCUUUCAGUUUCCAUCUACCAAAUCCACUCAAGGCUUUGAUCAGUUCAACACUAUAGAAGACAUCUACUCAAGAUACCACGCAGUGGGACUGAACUUAGGACCAUAUUGAUGGGAAGCAAGCUUCUUACCACAUAACCACACCUGCACCUACAUAUUGAUGAAUUUUAAAAUUCACAUCUAUAUCAUCAAAACCUUAUUAUACAUGAUGGCUUUAAUUUACACUAGGUAUGGGUGACCAUUUUUGAGAAGCAAUUUGAAUGAGAUAUCAGGUGGGCUGCACUACUUAAAAAAUUCAAGGUAAUAAGGACUUGGAAAACUGGGCUUGAGUGAAAUGAUGUGAAUGCAGCAAAAAUUGAAGUAGUAAUUAGUAAUGGUGUUAACUAAAGUCUGUUUCUACCAUUUGGAUGGUUUGGUGAUUUUUAAUUGAUAUGCAGUAUCAUCAAAAUAUUAAAUCAGACCAAAUGAUAAAAUCACAAAAGGCACAGUUGGAUCUUUAGCUGUUAAUGCUGAAUGGUAUCUGGUUGUUGAAAUUGUCACUCAACUUACUCUGACCCAUGCAAGCAUGGAAAAGUGGAUGUUAAAAUGAUGAUGUUUGGUUUUCUUUAAUCACCUCUACUGAUAAUAAUAGUUUCAAGUUUUGGCUCAAAGCCAUCAAUUUCAGAGGAGGGGAUAGUUGAUUAUAUCAACCUAAGUCCUCAACUGGUAUUUGUUUUAUUGACUCAGAAAGGAUGAAAGGUGAAGUCGACUUUGGCAGGAUUUGAACUCUGAAUGUAAAGGUGGACAAAAUGCUGCUAAGCAUUUUGCUCCAUGUGCUAACAAUUCUACCAGCUCACUGCCUUACUUCUACUGAUAAUAAUAAUGCAAGAACCAGUAAUAUAUUUGGAUUAAAAUAGUCACAACACCGUUUUCCCCAUUGAAAAAUACAUUCUGCUUGAUAAAGACAAUGUAGUUCAUAUUUUAAAUCUUUAAAUCAUGAGAGAUAAUA
Messenger RNA from Octopus bimaculoides (California two-spot octopus), 2365 nucleotides. RefSeq names its product histidine protein methyltransferase 1 homolog. Gene Ontology annotation, cellular component: nucleus. Lineage: Eukaryota; Metazoa; Mollusca; Cephalopoda; Octopoda; Octopodidae. Gene Ontology annotation, biological process: peptidyl-histidine methylation, to form tele-methylhistidine. The record is from RefSeq and is a predicted model, not a curated record. Gene Ontology annotation, molecular function: protein-L-histidine N-tele-methyltransferase activity.